UUUUUCUCCAUGUCGCCCCCAAUACCUCAGAUCCAUGGGCCAUUUUGUCAUGGAAUAGGGACCAUUUCCCCUAGCGGCAGACUGGACGAUGAUAGGAUUCGUCUCUCGCCCAACCCGACGAAGCUUAAGUCACAGUAUGAACGGCAAACAGCAAACUUGACGGUCGUCACCACGAAGGAGAGCAUCAAUGGAUUGUCUUACACCUCAAUCGCCAUUCCCUUCGAUGAAAAGACCUAGCACCCUGGAAGAUCAGAGUAGUUCUCAAGUAUAGUGACUUGGAUGACUUAGGAAAAAGGCGUAUCAGUGUGCUUGCAUCGCAACGACUUCUACUUCACCAGCCAUCUCCCCGGGCGCCUGCUCACCUACACCUAAGCGGCCAUGGUCGAGGAUAGGCCUCUCCGCGAAUCUCGGCCAUGCGGUUCAUCCAGCCACCGCUACAGCCGCGGCCACAAGAGUGGAUGGCGAGAUUGCACAUGCAUGCCCUUCGUCGCGCCCGCCAUGCAGCCCGGCGGCCCAGCUCGAAUGCACCAAACCAACGCGUCCAAGCCAGGCCACCAAUCAUGAGGUCGCGCCAUUGCGUCGUUGGCGGCGGCCGAGAGGGGCAAGGGAAAGGGUCCCGUCCCCCUCCUCCCUGACUGAAGAAUCGGGAAAGGGUACUCCGCCCUGCUUCUGCUUCUGCUGUGCAGCUUGAUAUGGAUUAUGCACGCCAAGUGGCCUUUCGCGACCGCGACCUGUGGGUGUGUUGCUGCCAGUGACCGAUGAGGCCAGCACCUUCUUCCCGCAUCUUGGUCCGAAAAGCCACGGCAGAUAGGGUGCGAGAACCCCUGUUGCUGCUUGAAGAGGAGGAGGAAAGAGACCAUCAGCGAGGCUCGGAUACGCCUCGGGGGGUGAGACUCUGCUUACAUUCUCUUUCAUCCACGGGGUUGGAUGCUGAGGCUAUGCUGCAUUCAGGCGCAUGCAUCAGCAACCGCCCUUACCACUCACCCAUAAGUCAUCCAUUGAUUUGCUCGCUUGCUUACAUGUUGCCUCCGCUCCCCUUGCCUCUAUCAAAUCUCUCUUCUUGAGUUCCCUCGGCCGCGCUUGCUCGUCGUCGCCACCCGUCCCUACGCCUGCGACCUGUCUCCCACCCGCAACCCUCUCCGAGGUCUAGGUCUUACUUCGCAACCUCUCAUGGCAUGAGAGAAAUGUGCUCUCAAGUGUAAUCGAACACAGCGCCUGCCAAACUCGUAUCCGCCCACUCAGUUAUCUACCUCGAGCCGAACGCUUGCGAAGACAUCGAGAGGAGGGAUGAAGGCCCUUGCUGUCGCCGCGCUGGCUGUCGGCGCCAGCGCGGUCGCCCGACAGAGAUAUGCCGCCGUCGACAUGUCGCCCGCUGCAGGAGCCCUGGUCCCGCGCUUCUUUAUCGAUGCCCCCAAGCUCGCGGCCCGUGACGGGGGGAUCUGCCGUCCAAACUGGCACUCAUGUGUCGACAUCGGCCACCCGGAAAUAUGCUGCGCGAACACAAACUACUGCUACGUCAAGCCGGACAACACGGCGUGGUGCUGCAGCAUCGGUUCCAAAUGCGACUCCAACUGCGAGGCGACGGCCUACCAGUGCCCGACCACGGUAACCCGUGCCGUGUCCGAGACCAUCAUGGGCGGCGCCGUCGUCUCGACCUCCCUGACCACCGCCGUCUCCUCCGCCUGCUGCGGCCGGGCGUGCCCCUCCAUCUCGGCCUUCCGCUGCGAGGCCCAGUUCGGCGGCGGCUGCUGCGCCUACGGCCAGACCUGCGUCUCGGGCGGCAGCUGCAUGAGCACCGUGCCCGCUACUACCUCGUCUGCCGACGUCACGGGCCUGCUGACGCCCGCCGACCCCGGGUGCACGGCAACGACGCAGCACGCGUGCAACGACGGGAAGGGGGGCUGCUGCGAUAACCUCGAGCGCUGCACCAUCGUCAGCGGCACCGCGGCGUGCGCGGCGGGUAACCCCACGGCCACGGACGUGCGGAUUGUCGACGGCGGAUCGGGCGGGCUGUCGGCCGGCGCGAAGGCGGGCAUUGGGGUCGGCGUGUCCGUUGUCGGGUUCGCGCUGGCGGGGUUCCUCGCGUGGUUCUGUUUCAUCAAACGACGGAGACGAGGGACGACAACGGCAUCGAUGUCCCGGCGUAGUGGUGGUGGUGGUGGCGGCGGUAGCGAGAGACCGGGCCGGAGCGCGCGCGCCAUGUCGGAAAUCACGUCCGGAUCGCGAACUACGGCGCGGCGCGGCGCCACGCAGGAUUAUUUCGGCCCGACGGCCGUGGCGGGGCCGUACACGGAGACGGAGACCGUGGUGUCUGACGAGGCGGCGGGCUCGCCGGGCAGGGGCGGGGGCAGGGGCGUGCCGCUACAGGCGCACUCGCCGAGCGACGUCGUGGCGCCGGUGGAGAUCGACUCGGUAGGCGUCAAGAGUGGGGGAUACGGGCACGGCGUCGCGGCCGUGCCGGCGGCGGCGACCAAGGCGGAGGCGAUGCCCCACACGAUGCAGAGGAGGUAUGAGCUGUACGGCUCCGAGCUGGCGUCGCCUCCUUCGCCGGGGAUGCCUUCUCCGUCGCUCAUGACGCCGAGGAGCGUCACGAGCGUUUCCUUCCUGGACAGGUCGCCGGGUCCUCCGUCGGAGAGGUAGGGAGAGGGCGGAAGAAAAACAACGUUAUCGCGGAUCAUUCCCUGGGCUCUCCUUUCCAUGUCUCUUUGUCUACAGACGGACGCCACCCC
This is a messenger RNA of Colletotrichum destructivum, 2729 nucleotides long. RefSeq lists its product as uncharacterized. NCBI's taxonomy places the organism in Eukaryota, Fungi, Ascomycota, Sordariomycetes, Glomerellales, Glomerellaceae. The transcript has 2 exons. The coding region runs from base 1288 to 2640 and encodes 450 amino acids. The record is from RefSeq and is a predicted model, not a curated record.